CCAGGCGCCGGUGUCGACGGCCGGUGUGGACUUUUUUCCAGAGGUGAGAAGUAGAAACGUGUACUUUAUCGGGAGCGAGUGCACUUUUCCCCCUGGCCCCCCUUUGCUCUGCCUCCAAGAUGGUAGGAAAGUUGUCGUUUCGGAGGGCAGAGGAGCCACUCUCUGGUGUUAUGUCCUCGCAGUGCCUGUAGUGGUGCUGUAGGAGGCUGCUGCCUCUUCUUGUGCAGCCCCGGCAGCCCUGCCUUCUUGGCUGGAGAGUAUAUUCAGGGAUUUCCCCUUAAUAAUCACCGACCCUGGGAGCACUUUUUACUUUCCAAAAUAAAAAUAUGAUCCUCACCCCUCUUGCUUGACAGGGAAAGGCUCUCGCCGAAGCCCAGGGGGGAGCAGUAGCAGCAGCAGCCGAGCUUCCUAGUCCAUUGCCAGCGCCUCUCACUCUGAUCUGUCAGCCUAGCCGAGGGAAAAGGGGGGAAGGAGGAAAAAAAAAAAAAAAAAAAAAAAAAAAAAAAAAAAAAAAAAGCAGCUGAAAGGUAAGCAGAGGCGGCCCCAGGCCCGGCCCACAUCCCCGGGCUCCCGUAGGGCGGCGGGCUGGGCCGCGCAGGCAGGGCGGGCGGCGAGCGCGCUUACGUGAGGCCGGGGAUUUGCCGGCCCACGCCAGGCCCGGGGCGGAGAAUGAAAGGGUGAGUGGGGCCGGCGCUGGGGUGGCGGGGGCCUGGGGCCUACGGGCCUCGGGGCGUCCGCCGGCGGCGACCAAAGGCUGGCGGACGGGCGGGCGGGGGUCCCGCCGGGGCGGGAGCGGGCUGGGUGGCGCGGCCUGCGCGGGCCGGGGUGGGGGUGUGCGGCGGGAGGGGGCUCGCCGGCUAGGCCUCGGGCCGGCGGGCCCCGCGGCAGCCGCGCCCUGCCCCCGCACCCCGGGCCUGCACGCGCCCCCUGGAGUCCCCCGGGGCCUCCAAGCGGGACGGCGGCGCUGCGGGGCGGAAUCAGGCGCCGGCCCUGAGGCUCUCCCGCGGGGCGGCAGGCCCGGGCUGCCGGGACAGGGGCGUCAGGGCCUAGGAGUGGGGAAUGGGCGCCGGCCCCCCUUCCCCCUGGGUGUCUCGCAGACGCCCCCCGGAUUCCGAUGAGAAAACUUACCAGAUUUGAGCCCCAUCACUGAUUCCUACCAGAGCCAAUGAGUGAUCUCUACUGCUGCAUAAACUAUCCUUACCUUUCUAAUAAAUCAGAUGAGACAACUGAGAUUCAGAGAGGUUAAAUGAGUUUUUCAAGAUAACACAACAAUCUGCUUCAUCUCGAUUCAGCAGCAUUCCAAACUGUGUGGUAUCCUUGGGGUUCUCUUAACAUUGCUAUGGUGCAGAAAAUUUAAAAUCAGCUGAUGUUCACAAGGAAUAGAGUCACGUGAUGUAUGAAGGGAAACAUAUACACUUCUCUGAGGUUGACAAUAAGCCCUUGUGCUCAUAUAGCCCCAAACUGUGCAAGCAGCGGCGUCUCAACGGCUACGCUUUCUGUAUCAGACACGUUCUGGAGGACAAGACUGCCCCCUUCAAGCAAUGUGAAUAUGUGGCCAAGUACAACAGCCAGCGCUGCACCAACCCCAUCCCUAAAUCAGAGGAUCGUAGGUACUGCAACAGCCACUUGCAGGUACUUGGCUUUAUCCCGAAAAAAGAGAGGAAGAAAAAGAAUGAUCCUAUAGAUGAGGUGAAGGUCAGGCACCAAAUGGAUACCAUGGCCUUUAGCCUGACAGUGCCCACGCUGGCCUUGAAGAUGCCCAAUGGACUGGAUGGAAUGUCCCUCUCUCCACCCGGGGCAAGGGUCCCUCUCCACUACCUGGAAACUGAGUUAGAGGACCCUUUUGCUUUCAAUGAGGAAGAUGAUGAUCUGAAGAAAGGGGCAACUGUGAGAAAGAAGUUGCAGAGCAAGUUGGCCCAGAAUCGGCAGCGCCAGAGAGAGACAGAGAUUUUAAAAGUUCGACAAGAGCACUUUAGUCCCCCUCCUGCACCUUCCCAGCAGCAGCCUCCGCAGCAGCACUCCCACCUGUCACCUUUAUCCACUUCUUUAAAACCUCCAGCGCCACCGCAGGGUUCCGUCUGCAAGUCACCUCAACCUCAGAACACCAGCCUACCAAUGCAGGGAGUGGCCCCCACCACACACACUAUAGCACAAGCAAGGCAGUUGUCUCACAAGAGGCCUCUGCCCCUCCUGCCAUCCAGUAGGGCUCCUGUCGUGGACCCCCCCAGGACUGACCGGGUCCUUAUGAAAGCCACAGCCUUCUCUCCACACUUCUCUUGUAUAAGUCAACUGCAGAGACUGGUGAAACUGUGCACCCAAAAGCAUCAGUUGGACACUGAUCUGUUUCCCCACUUAGGGUUGGACUGGUCUGAAGAAAGCGGAGAGGAACUGGAGGACUCAGAACAGGCCUCACCAUACCAGGUUGCAUGGUCUAUCCGAGAAACCCUCAGAUAUGAAAGACACACGCCAAAUGACGAUGAUGCGGAGAGUAGGAGCUCCAGGGUGACCCAACUUUGCACUUACUUUCAGCAGAAAUACAAGCACCUCUGCCGCCUGGAACGGGCAGAAUCUCGUCAAAAGAAAUGCCGUCAUACAUUUAGGAAAGCAUUGCUGCAGGCGGCCAGUAAAGAACCCGAAUGUACUGGUCAGUUAAUGCAAGAACUGCGGAGAGCUGCAUGCACUAGAACCAGCAUAAGCCGGACCAAGUUGAGGGAGGUGGAACCAGCAGCAUGCAGUGGAACCAUGAAGGGGGAACAGUGCACUAACAAAGCCCUUCCAUUCACCAGACAUUGUUUCCAACAUAUCCUCUUGAACCGCUCUCAGCAGCUUUUCUCCAGUUGCACCGCCAAGUUUGCAGAUGGACAGCAGUGCUCUGUGCCAGUUUUUGACAUUACACAUCAGACACCUCUGUGUGAAGAACAUGCCAAAAAAAUGGAUAAUUUCUUGAGAGGAGAUAACUCCCGUAAAGUUCAGCACCAGCAGCAGAGGAAACCCAGGAAAAAAACCAAGCCUCCUGCACUUACCAAAAAACAUAAGAAGAAGAGAAGGCGUGGACCUCGUCGACCCCAGAAGCCCAUCCCCCCAGCAGUCCCCCAGGGGAACCUCAGCAUGCCCACCAGCGUCUCACUGCCAGUGGAGGCCUCUCAGAUCCGGAGCCCAUCCACGCCAGAGCUGAGUGCUGACGAGUUGCCGGAUGACAUUGCCAACGAGAUCACCGACAUUCCACACGAUUUGGAAUUGAACCAGGAGGACUUUUCAGACGUCCUGCCACGGCUACCUGAUGACUUGCAAGAUUUUGAUUUUUUUGAAGGAAAGAAUGGAGACCUCCUCCCGACGACCGAAGAGGCUGAGGAGCUUGAACGGGCCCUACAGGCCGUAACUUCUCUCGAGUGCCUGAGUACCAUUGGGGUACUUACCCAGUCAGACGGUGUACCAGUCCAGGAGUUGUCAGAUAGAGGAAUAGGGGUGUUCUCCACAGGUACUGGAGCUUCAGGAAUCCAGUCCUUGAGCCGAGAAGUAAACACGGACUUAGGGGAGCUAUUAAAUGGGCGUAUAGUACAUGAUAAUUUUUCUAGUCUAGAGCUGGACGAGAACCUGCUCCGUUCUGCUACCUUGUCUAACCCACCUACACCCCUGGCAGGGCAGAUCCAGGGGCAGUUCUCUGCCCCAGCCAACGUUGGCCUUACUUCUGCCACUCUGAUGAGCCAGAGUGCACUUGGGGAGAGAGCCUUCCCAGGACAGUUUCAUGGACUUCAUGAUGGCAGCCAUGCCUCCCAGAGGCCACAUCCUGCCCAGCUGCUGAGCAAGGCAGACGACCUAAUCACCUCACGACAGCAAUACAGCAGUGAUCAUUCACACUCCUCGCCCCAUGGAAGCCAUUAUGAUAGUGAGCACGUGCCGUCUCCCUAUAGUGACCAUAUCACCUCUCCCCACACAACAUCUUACUCUGGUGAUAAUAUGGCAGCUACCUUUUCAGCAGAGAUGCCCAUCAUGGCGCAGCACUUGCUCCCAAACCAACUUGAGGUGCCACUUGGAGGAGUGGUAAACCCUAGAACUCACUGGGGUAAUCUCCCUGUCAACCUUGGAGAUCCCUCUCCAUUUAGCAACCUUCUUGGCGCAGAUGGACAUCUUCUUUCCACUUCCCUAUCCACGCCACCCACCACUUCGAACUCAGAGACCACACAGCCUGCCUUCGCCACCGUGACCCCCAGCAGCUCCAGCGUGCUUCCGGGGUUACCGCAGACCAGCUUCAGUGGCAUGGGGCCUUCUGCUGAACUAAUGGCCUCCACCUCUCCCAAGCAGCAACUCCCUCAGUUCAGCGCAGCCUUCGGCCACCAGCUGAGUUCUCACAGUGGCAUUCCUAAGGACCUGCAGCCCAGCCACAGCUCUAUAGCCCCUCCUACAGGCUUCACAGUAACAGGUGCCACAGCUACAAGUACCAAUAAUGCAUCUUCUCCCUUUCCCUCCCCUAACUGAGCGUGUCUGUGUGUUUGCAGCAGGUGGGGAACCCGGUAUUUUCUAUCUUUGUUUCCUCUUUAGCUUCCCUUUCCUCUUUUCCUAAAGAAGACUUAAAAAAAGCAGAUGGGAAUUAGAGGGGCACCCCCUUCCCAGUCCAACAGGUAGCCAGGCAGUGGACCUUGCUUCAGUGUUCACAUGUGCUUCUUAGCACUGGUGCUCAUUCCCUCCUGGCAGGUCCACUUGGCCCUGGUGGUUUCCUUGGUGGUUCAGCACAUUGACUGGAUAGGAUCGAUUUUUAGCAGCAAGCCCUAGAAGUGGAAGAUACCUCAGAUUACCAGUGCCCUUUACUAUUUCCUAGGAUUCAGAUCAGUGCUUUCCAUUCUAUAGCCAGGUUUUUACAUAGGUGGUUCUAAAUAGAAUGAUCCUAUUAAGUGAGUUCCUGUGUAGGAGAUAACUGGUGGUGUGUGGAGGCAGGUCAAGGCCCUGACUCAGCACCAACUGCCAAACACCACCCAGAGGCCAGGAUGCCAUUCCUAAUCGUGAUCAUGGUUAACUAAAAAGAAAAAAAUUGUCUUUUGACCACCUGUGAGUGUGUGUGCACCCAUGUGUGUGUUUUGUGCAGUGCAGGAAGUAGCUAUUCCAUUGGUUUGUUAUUUUUUUUUUUUUAACCCCUGUAAUAAGGCUCUUUUCUCCUUUAUACAUCUCACAUCCUAGUAAGGUUGAUGAUUCUGUCCCACUGAGUUAACUGAAUUUUCCUGAAUAGGGAGGGGGGUGGUCUGCCCAUGUGAAUAGCACAACCCUUUUCUGCUGAAAGUUAGCCCAUGAAGAAGAGAGCCACAAAAAGCUGAAUUCACAUCAGUGAUGGGGGCUGUCAAGCAAGACUUGCCUCAAGUGACUGUGGGGCUGCUGAGGCCACUUUGCCUUUUCAGACCUGCACUUGUUUUAAACCCCUUACUCGUGGGACACUUUUGCAAGAUGCCAUUGAAGAAAAUAUCUUGAUGCGAAAAAGCAGGAUAGGUCAGAUAGAUUUGAAAGACGAAAUCUGUGAACUCCUCGAUCCAUCUUUUGCUUUUGAAUUUUUCAUGUUUACAGUAGUGAUUCUUUGGUAAGAUUUGUAAAAUGUUGAAGACACUUGUAGAAUCAGUGUACCAGUUGUGAAGUGAUGUGUAAUAACUGAAGGAUACACAUUUUAAAAUUUCUUUCAAAGCAGAAUAUGGAAAUUAGACAUUUUACCUGCAUUUGGUACUUUUAAAAUAAUUUAAGUACUUAGGUUUAAGUAAAUUUGGAAAUAGUUUUGGGAAAUUCUUUUAAAGUACCAGGGUUUUAGGGUAAAAAAUCAUGUUGGAUAGUUUAGUAAGUUGGUGACUAUGAAAUGAAUAUGUGAGGUUUCUUCUUGCCUGCCUUCCCUGCCCCCUGCCCCAGAGAAGGGUGGAGCUAGAUUUUAAAGCAUUUCUACUCCACUUUUGCUGAGAAGUUUCACUGUCCCUUAAGAUACCAUUGGCUAUUUAUACCUGAGUCCAGUCUAAUUUACAUAUAUAUAUAUUUUAAAAGAUGAGCAGAGAGAACAUAUCUAUUAGUGAAGUGGUACAAUAAUUCAUUUGUCAGGGAAUAUUUGAUCUUGAUUCCUUUCUAAUAGGUAAAAAUUUGGAUGUAUUUUCCUAUUUCCUAUAUGUAUUCUCUUUAUGCCAUGCUAGUUCUAACCAGUCCCUUCUUUGGAAGCUUUUCUUUCUCUGCUUUUUAAAGGAAUGAUGGUGAUCAGCAGGCAUUAUGCAGAUACCAUGUGCCUGGGAUUAUGGAGGGGAAAUGUCACAUGACUGUAUGGAAUCAUGAUAUGCCCUAUUUUGUAUUUAUUGAAGUUUCUUUGGGGGCCAAAAAUAUGUAUGUAAUAUAUUUACUUUUUUUUAAAUCAUGUUAAUUGAUUGGAAAGUUUAUUUUUAAUAGCUUUGCCUUUUUUGCAGAUUGAGAAAUUUCUAAAUUAUAAAUUAUGUCUCAAAGCAAAAUUAUAUUUGGUAUCACCAUAAAUUUCUAUUCUGAGGGGUGAGAACAGAUCAUUUGAGUAUUUCUCACCUGUGAACCUGUGUCAGUAGCUUUUUACUUUAGUGCACUGUAACGAAAUAAUGAGUAGUUACCUCUGCUCCUGUCCUUUAGUUUGCUGUGCUAUUUUCACAUCCCAUUGUCGUCAUCACUAGGUAACACUGAAUUCCCAGCAAUUUUGUUUUGUCUCCAUUGUGUACUAAUUAAAGGUCGUAGCAGAGUAGCACAUGGACUUUCUGUUAGCCCUUCUUUGACAGCGAAGGGCAGGUCAUGGUUAGGUGAUUUGAAUUAUUUCUGGCUAUUUGUCCCUUGUGUUAGCUGCAUAAAAAUCUUCAGUUAUCAAAACUGAGUUUGCAGUAAGUUGCACAUUUUAUUGUUUGCAAUUUUCUGUUUUAUGUGCAUUUAAAAGCCCUUCUCUGCUUUCUAGUUGGGAGGCAUGAAAUGAUCAGGAAUGUUGCCAGUUACAGCUUCACACCAAAAACGUUGAGGAAAUACACUUUAGAUGCCCGCCAUGAUAGCUGAGGAAAGGGCACUUUUAGAAAGUACCAGUGUAGGGUUGAAUAAUUAGCAAAAACAAACUUUUCCUCUUUGCAUCUACUUCAAAACAAAUAUCCAAGCUUGCAGUUUGCUUUGCUGUUGCUGUUGCUUGUGAAUCCCUUUUUGGAAGAGAGAAGAACAUCGAUAAGCCCAGAGAUAUCCAUGAUGUUUUGCUUCUAGUUUUCAGAGUUCUAGUCCUAUUAGUAGUAGGUUUGCUAUUAAUAUGCAAAAAAGAGAAUGAAGUGUCUUUUACUCCAGAAAUAUGAAAAUUAGUGUCUUUUAAAAUAACAUUUGUGUUAUAAGGCAAUACUGGAAUCAAAAACAAAUCUUAUAUAAGGUCCUAAUUAGGUAGAAACUAGCUUUUAUUCUAGCAUUCAAUGUAUGAGAGACGACAAAGAAGGUUCACUCUGUUUCUGCAGUUCUUUGGGACCAUUUACAAAGGCCAGUUAGAUUGUGUUACUGUGAUUUACUUUUCGAAGUUGCUGCAGUUAAUGGAUACGUUCUGUGAUCUGAGGAUCUAAUACUCAUGACUGUGAUCUAUAGCAUCUGAAGAAAAGAUGGGCUUUCUCUCCUUUAAACUGUUAAUAUUAUUUUAAUAAAAGUACUUAAGAUGUUGUUUUUUCCUGUGUAAAAAUGGCUUAGCAAUGUUCCUAUCUCGGUAGGUUAUGUAGCUAGUAAACAAUUCAGGAUAGUGAAUAGCAAUCACACUUCACCCACCAAGUGACAGACUAUGCAAUGGAAAAAUUUUCUAAUUAUUGUCACAUAGCUUACACAGCAAAGGAUUAUUUUCUGUAGUAAACCUACCGUGUGUAAUAUGCCUACUUUAUAAAUGACUUCCUGAGCAAUUUCAUGUUGGCAGGCAGUGUGCUGUGUCUAGUGUCCCUCUAUGAGAUUAUAAUGUAAUGAGAAGCAAAUAGUAGGUAUGGAGAUCAAGUUGCAAAGUGAAUUUUUAUUUUAUUUUCUUUAAAAUUGGUGUUACUGUCUUUAGUGGUUUAAGAUUAAAGAAAGCUAAUACUUUAUCUUUGCCAAAUACUAUUUAUAAAAUUUAUUUCUUAAAUAAGCCCAAUCUCUCAGCUGAAGUUAGGGAUCAUCGUUUCUGACUAACACUAAACCUUUUCCUUAUCAGGACUUGUCCUCAAAACAUGAUUACAAUCCACAGUGGCAAAGGCAGUUCUUGGAGCAGGAAGGAAACUGUGUGUCCAUGCUACACACAGGUGCCCCUGCCAUCCAGGUUUCAUCCUACAUGAGAGAAGUUACAUUUCCAUUUCCAUUGACCUAUAGCGUGGACUUUUUAUAAAUUGACAUUAGAAUUCGAGCACACAAUGCAUAAAUUACUGAUCCUGCCUGGGAUCCUUUCUGUGCCCUUACACCAUGAGGGUGCUGGUGAUGGUUGAUCAGCUUCAUCAGCAAUAUCUGUAUCAGGUUAUUGCUUUUUAAAAAAAGUUGUUGUGGAUUGAUAUCUCAAAAAGAUGAAGACAUUAACACUAAUUAUUUAAUGGUUUAAAAUUUAUUAAAAAUUUUAGGUGUGUAGUUUUCAGUUCCUUCAUCCUUUUUAGUCUUCUUUUAAAAUUCUAUUAAAUUCUACUCUUAAUCUGUCAUAUAGGGAAUAAUUGAAUACAGCGGUCUGCUGAAUGGUCAACCAAACUCUCCAGUUUAAUGAGGCAAUGUAGAGGAUUUCUUGGAAGAAAAUUUAGUCAUACUUCAUUUGAAUCUGCUUUAUCAUCAAAACCUACAUUGUCAUAAAAUUUUUUUUCCUGAAAAAAAGUAUAUUACUGGGGGGGAUAUGUGCACAUGCACACACACACACACACACACACACACACACACACACAUUCCUAUAUGUCCAUGUGUAUACAUAUGUGUACACACAUGUAGAUAUUCAUUCAAGAAUGAACAUCUAUUUUUCCCCCUCGAUAAUUUGAAAAUAACUGAAUCUUUACUGGUGUUCUAUAAAAAGUGAAACAAUUUGAUGAUUUCUUAGUAUCUUGGCCUUUAUAAGUUUUCCUAUAUCAUAUUCUAGAGUGAGCCAAAAUCGUAUUUUGUAAAUUAAAGUAACAUUUUAAGUAAAAUAUCUGUGAAGAACAUGUAUUGAUAUCUGUUAAGGAUUUUCCCUUGACCAGUGAGUUAGGAAGGAAAAUACAAGCAUAUAUAAAUUGUUGUGUCUCUUUGAUAACCAGCAUAAUUAAAGCUGCAAUGUGGGUUAAAUUUAGAAAGCCUUUUCUUUUUUUACUCCAGUUCUUGUAUUUUGGUAACUUUUCUCUCUGUGCUUUGAUACAGAAUUUGGAAAAGACAAGUCAUUUCAGAGAGCAAAUUUGGUGCGACUUUCUUUACUCCAAGUUCCUGAAUAUCAGGAAUGUUUGGGUAGCUUGAAGAGCAGAGUUCUGGGUGAUCUAAAGCUUAGUCUGACAUAGUCCCAUUAGAGAGAAAUCUGAACUCUAGGAAGCAGUGUUGUGCAGCACCGCUUUCCUCCCUCCCUUCUGCCUGCUUGUCUCCGCCCAUCCCUAGUACUAAAGUAUGCACGUGCACACGUACGCUGUACUGAUCUUGGCUGAAGAGUAAUAGAAUCCUCUUCUUUCGCUUGUUUUUUUUUGUUGUUGUUGUUAUUGUUAUUGUUGUUUUUGUUUGUUUGUUUUUCUUAAGCUGGGGACCACUGAAGUAAGCUCUAUAUGCACCCAAAGUUCCCCAUGGAAAACUUUUCAACACGCAGUGCAGAAGGCUCCAAUGCAGCUAAAUGUCACGCCUUUGCUUUUACUUGGGGAAUAGACUGAUUUGCCCUGAAAUGACUCCAACCUGCAUCAUUAAGGUACAGUUGGCUCCAACGGAUUAGUGUUGAAAUGAAGAAAAGCUUGACACUUGCUGACAUUGUUUUCAUCUGUCUGGAAGGGUUGAAUCAGUUCCUCUCAACAGUGACAGUUCUUUUCACUGUAUAGUAUUGAGUAUGUCUCAGGGAUUCCUUGUGGAAAUUAGGACAGUUUUUAAAAAUAAGAAAACAAUUUUAAAAGAAACUAAAGGUGACUCAUCAUUGAAGAGAGCGCAAGAAAGAGAAAAUGUGGUUUAGUAGCGCAUGGUGUCUCGCCUAGGACUUCUUUCCUUUCUACUUCAGGCUCUCAUCUCAGCUUCAGCAUACAGAAUCCUUUCCCAUCAUGCACAGCUUUAAAACUUUUAUUUAAAAAUUUCCUUCCCCCAUGAGCUUUCAGAAUACUUAUUGUAGAUUUUAAGAGAAAAGGUAUAUUAAUUUAUGCUAUUAACAUCACCUCAUAAAUUAUAAGUUUUAUACUAAAGCUGUAUUGAGUGUAAUGAAUUAUGUUGCCUAUGUGUUUAAUAGCUAAAAAAUUAUAUAAGCUUUUUUUUUUUUUUUUUUUGACAAAACAAACUAGUGAAGCACCUUUUUACACUGGAUCUCUGCCGUGUCAAGGUGUAUAGCUAUCCUUUGCUACCUUGCAGAUAUAUAAAAUAAAAAGGAUAUCCUGGGGCCUCAAAGCGUAGGACACCUUUAGACCAUUUAUUAUUGUUCAUAGAACUGUUGAGAAUAAUGUUCUUUAGUAAAUGAUCUGUGGUUUACACUUAAGAUGGCUAGAAGCUUAGUUACAGGGUAAAUAGAAAUACAUAGAUCAAGUAAAACUCCAACUACUGUAGCUGGAAUUUGUAAACUAAGUUUUUAAGACCUCUUUUAUUUCCUAUGGAUUUAUUCUUUAAUUUACAGUUUAUUCUGUAAGUUGGGAAGUAAAAUAGAGAAAAUAAUAAGUCUAGAUGUUCUCAGUGUCUUAUUCAGGAACUUUUUUAUCCCUCCUCACUAAGGAAUUCCCACUGUGACUUAAAAAUAGAAUUAAAUUACUUGUGUGCAUGUAUAUGUCUGUUUUUACACACAUGCAAAAAUAUUCAUUGGGGCACGUGUGUGAGAGAGAUGAAUGUGUGCUAAUGUACAAAUAGAGAAAGGUAACUGAAUGUAUUGUAGAAAUAUGAUUUAUUUAGUUGAGGGUAUUAGAGUUAACUUUCUCAUUGUCUCUGUUGUAUAAAUAUACCAAAUUCUUCACUAUGUUAUAUUAUGUUAAAAGGCUAGCUCUGAUAUCAUGUGCAUUUUAUUUUAACUUUUGGAUUAACUUAUGUUUUUUAAGUGACAUGAGAAACAGCAGAUUCUAAGACCAGCCUCUCACUUUUGAACAUAAAAGCAAAAGAGGGAGAGACAGAUAGACAGACCCAGAUAGGAGCUGUGUAUAUCCAGUGGGGUGAUGGGACCAGACAUCUGUUGAACCUCUUUUAUGUUAAUAAUAGAUUUCUUAAUAUUCUGGUAAUAAAAUAUUAUUGCUCAUCUUUUCAUGAUGAUGUUAAAAAUUAAGGCCUUUUAUAAAGAAUCAUUUUUUGAAGGGGAGUUGUUGGGAUCAUUUCACCAUGCAUAUUUUAAAGCUGGAGUGAUUCAGUUAUUUCCAAACAUUUUUUUAAAAAAUUAUUCAGUUUGCCAUUAGUUAGGAAGUCAGAGGGCCCCUUCUCCUAUCUUUUGGCUGUAGGAAAGAUUAUGCCACCCUUGACUUUUACCUGAUUCAUGUGGAAUUAAAAAACAUUCCUUUGAGUUUUAAUUACCAUUUUGCUAUACACUCUUUACUGGAAUGUCUGGUGGUCUAAAAUAGUCAAAAUUAGAGUUAUUAAGUGUUCCAGUCACAUUUAUUUUUAAUAUUAAAAAAUCAUGUGCUUUGAGAUAUAUCAAAACAACUUCUGAUAGCCUAUCUGCAUUUGUAGUCCUCUUUGAAACUUCAUUGACUUCAUCUUAGAUAUAGUUAAGACCUAGGAAAGCUUUAUAUGUUGUUCUUUUACAGUUGUAUCUUUAUUCUUAUAGCAUCUCCCAGUUCCAUUCACUCUUGCUUUUGGAUUUUAAAAAUCUGCAUUUCUUGUACAUAUGCAUGCAAAUGAAAGAAGGGAGUUUGUAUUGGUGCCAUUUCUCCCUUCAGUUGCUGGUUAAUGGAAUUUGCUAGAAUAAAUUCCCCCUGGUUGAAGGGUAAAAACAGACCCUUUUGUGUAUAUCUGUACAGAGAUGUGUAUAUGGGAUGUGGUGGCACUUUUGCUGAAUGUGAACUUGCCUUGUCAAUGGAAAGACUGAAAAGUAUUAUGUUUAUUUAUACAUUUGUAUAAAUCUAUAUAUACACGUAUGUAUAUGUGUGUGUAUAGAUAAAGCUAUAUACAUAUAUUUCCCUAAAAAAAUGUGUGUGUAUAAUAGGUCACAGCCUUUGUUAAGCAGGAUUAUACAUCUAUGGGAAAUUCUGGAUUAUUCUGUAAGCCAGAGGAGGUAACCAUCUAGAGUACAUCAUCAGAACAUACUAAAAUGCAAGUCCUUUGGACCGUAGUCUUAAGGCUGUCAGAAAUGAUGUCUAGCUACUUUUACUCGCCAGUUACAUUCUCUUCAUUGUCCCUACCUUCUGCUUGUUAAUCUGUCAUCAUUAAAAACAAAAUCACACAUCAUUGUGUUUUUCCCCUUUUAUUAUGUCCUUUCAAUCUAGAAGCAUUUGACUUAAGCAUAUUAAAUUAAUUUCUCAAUUGUUUCUUUUAAAGAUCUUUAUCUCUGAAUUGUCCCAGAAAAUAGGAGUAUUCUCUAUAGUAGUUUUCAGAAUUGAGUAGUCAUCUUUGUCUUAAAAACAAAACAACAAAAAAAAAAGGCAACAUUCAAGCAAAACUAAUUUAGAAAGUUUUACAUAGAUAAUUUUGGUUAUUUUGCUUACUUUGAUAAAAAGUUAUGAUUUUAUGAUUGGUAUUAGUGUCAGAUUUAUUUUCACACUUAUUGUCAUCAAAUGGUCAUUUAAGUAGUUUGUUUUGCUUUGUGAUUAAAUCAUAAAUUUACCAUUUACAUUUUAAAGGAAAGCAUACAAAGUCACAUGUAAGCCUCUUGAAUUCUGUAACAAUUCACUUUACUCAUGAAGAAACUGCUUUAAUUAAUUCUGCUAUAUUUCCUUUUGACUUUUCUUACAGUUGUGAUUUUCUGUUUUAACUUUGCUGCAGCUCUCUAGAAAACUCGCAUCCCUAUAUAUUGUGCCUUUAAAUCUCUUAUGCACACACAGACAAAAGUGUAUAUAUACAUGUUGGAGCAUGUGUACAUAUACUUUGGUACAUACUCACACAGUAUGUCUCUAUAUAUUGUGGGAGUAGACGUAUAGAUUUUCAAAGGCAAUGAAAUGUUGCUCUCUAGAUAUAUAUGUAUAUAAAUAGUGUUGAUAUAACUGUAUAUACACAUGUAUAUGUAUGACUUUUAAAUGGCAAUCUUUUACAUUUAGCAAAAUGCUGCCCCUACUGGAAUAUUGUCACUGCGAUGGCAGUUGUAUGUAAUGAUUUAAAAUACAUUAUCAAAAAUUAUUUAAAGAACAUUUAAAAGUCUCAUCUAAAGACAUCCACACAUUAUUUAUUUAUCUUCCUUUUCCUUUUAUUGUUAUGUUUGUUUAACUGAAAGGGAGACUUUUAAAAAAAACGCCAUCUGUCCCAUGAGAGACAAGAUUCACUUGAAGAACUUUGUGCAUUUUUUCUCUCUCUGAAAUGGAGAUCUACCACAGCCCAGCCUGUUUGUUUCAUUUAUAAAAUGACCCUAAUAUUUCCAUUAGUGUGUGUCAUCCCCCCUCUUCUAGAUCAACUUAAUUCACCAGUUUGCCUCUUCCUUUCAUUAAUAAAUAAUGAUCAUUGUGACCAUUUUGCCUGGGGGGAAGUUAACUACUCUCUUGCUGCAGGGAAAUAUAUCACCUAAUUGUUAUUCUGCCUUGUUCAAAAUUCAACUUUGAAAGAAGACAGCUCUCUGGGGAAGCUAUCUUAAGCACAUUUUGCAUUUAUUUAGUUAAAGGUCUUCCCAGUCAUUUUCUUAAAAAAAGAACUCCAAGUUGCAUGUAUUUGUCAUACAUUGAAUUUUUAUUCCCCACAGCUUCAGGUAAUUUUCAUUAGUAGAUUAGCUUGACACACUGAAUACAAGAACAUAAAGGAAAAAAAAAAAAAAACUGUUGAAUAUCAUUUUAUUUUUUGAUGAGUUGGUAGCAGAUUACAUCUCAAGAAUUUGCAGAGAGAGGAAGGUGGAUGGACAAUCCUAAACCUUAAGAUGUUAGAGGGGGUAAAAAAGAACACGGGAACCCCGGAAGACUAAAUGGAGAGGUUGGGGUUUGAAUGAUUUUACAGCGCAGCUUAGCUGGAACUUGAUAUCAGAAGCAGCCUUUAACAAAAAAGCCUCUUCUUGGCACUAACUAUAGAACUGAAGCCGAAGUUGAAACCAAGUUGCAGUGGGAAAUCAAAGGUGAGGUGGCUGAUUUGAAACCAGUAAAUGACAGACAGGUCAGACAGUUUUAAAAUCUCUUCUAACAAAGUAACUGCACGGUAGCAAGGACUAGCCGUUCUCAAAGCCCUUCUUUUUCAGUGUUCUCAUUCACCUUGGCACACAAGUAUGUUUAAUAUGCCAUACAUUAAAAAUAUUUAGAAAACAAAACAAAAAGCUGCUUAAAGGGAAUUUACGAACCGAGAAUCUCCUCCUGUGUUUGUGUUAAUGGUGUGGCUGCAAGCUUAGUCAUAUGCACAAAAACUAGGAGCCACUCGUUUCUGCAAACAGCAGAAGGAAGACAGGAGGUGGCAGGUUUUGGUGGGGCCCACAUGGAGUGGAAAGGCAGUCUGUGGCAUAGGGGGUAGUGUUGCUGGCAGAACACCUUUUGAGAGAUGAUAGGCUUUGGGUUUGUAAUUUCCCUUUAAACAAGAAGAGAUGGCUCACAUUUUCCAUAUAUAUCUCAAUGAAUGUACUGUAUUACUGUUUUAAAAAUUUGAUGAAAUAAUAAUGGAUUGGUCUCCUUUUGUUAUCUGGUCCUUGUUUAAUUUGUUUAAGGGUUUUUGUAUACAAAAGUUUACAUUUUUAUGUAUAUUUUUCUUGUGUAAAAACUGAUGUAAUAUGUGUAUAAAACACUGUAUGUAUUAUCUGUAUAUAGUGUGACAAAAUGAUUUUUCUUUCUUUCUUUUGGAUGUAUUAAUAAAUCUUGCUGUGAAGUA
Molecule: messenger RNA, 15018 nt
Organism: Sciurus carolinensis (gray squirrel)
Lineage: Eukaryota; Metazoa; Chordata; Mammalia; Rodentia; Sciuridae
Gene: Ino80d
Product: INO80 complex subunit D
Exons: 13
Coding region: 1393-4476 (1027 amino acids)
Cellular component (GO): nucleus
Source: RefSeq, a predicted model, not a curated record